This is a messenger RNA of Contarinia nasturtii (swede midge), 980 nucleotides long. RefSeq names its product zinc finger and BTB domain-containing protein 49-like. Gene Ontology annotation, molecular function: RNA polymerase II cis-regulatory region sequence-specific DNA binding; DNA-binding transcription factor activity, RNA polymerase II-specific. Gene Ontology annotation, biological process: regulation of transcription by RNA polymerase II. Gene Ontology annotation, cellular component: nucleus. The transcript has 2 exons. The record is from RefSeq and is a predicted model, not a curated record. Lineage: Eukaryota; Metazoa; Arthropoda; Insecta; Diptera; Cecidomyiidae. The annotation marks the transcript as partial.
AUGCUGGCUUGGAGUGAUGAGAUGGACAAUAUGCUUGCUGCGCUUGAUCGUCAAGUAAAGUAUUCCUUGAAAAACAUUAAAAUGGUCUUCAAGCACAAUGGUUUAUCGUUUAAUGCCGAAUUCAAGCAGUAUUUUCUACGGACUUCGAACGAUCGGAUCAAGAAUACCUAUGAUCAAUUCCACAUUAAUUCAAUGUUGGAAGACCAAGUCAAUGCUGGUACAGACAUGAACACACCAUCAGCUGAUAGCUCCUGUAUAAUGAGCCCAAUUCAUACAAAUUCUUAUUACUUCAAUGGCAUUGGGAACCGAUUGAUGGAUCCAGUUGAAAUCCUUGACUCAAGCGAUGAAGAGGACCAGACGAGAAGUCAAACGAAUUUGAAAUCAUCAGAAACAACUUUUGCUGCUUAUCAGUAUGAAAAUGACAGCGAAGCAUCUGAAAUAAACGAGGACUUUCAAGACGAAGAGGAAGACAACUUCAUUGACGAAAUGACAAUCACCAACUUGAACACACAAAGUAUUGAUUAUUACCAAAGAGAUGUAUCACAAAGCAGCACAGACAUGGACAUCACAAUGAAAUUUGAGAAAAAGGAAGAUGACACUGUGAGUGACUAUUGGAGUACAACAAGCGAGUGCGUAUCCACUGCCGCAUCGAAGAAUCAUGGCGUCGGAAGUAAUCAUGAAGCCUUGACAAUCAAAAACAACCAUCGAUUCAAGUGUCAACUUUGUAAAUAUUUCAGCAAUCACAAGGCAAACUUCAAUUGUCACAUGCGUACUCACACCGGCGAGAAGCCAUAUGGAUGUGAUAUAUGCAGCAAAGAGUUCACAACUGUGCAGAACCUUAAGAGACACAAAAAGACUCAUACUGAACAAGUUCCAUUUCAUUGCCGAGGCUGUUCCAAUGGAUUUUUGCGAAAGGUCGAAAGAGAUGCCCAUGAAAAAUUGUGCAAAAGACGUCGAUAUGAAUGCCAUAUCUGCAAGAA